This is a messenger RNA of Cicer arietinum (chickpea), 1596 nucleotides long. Its product is annotated as protein EMSY-LIKE 1. Gene Ontology annotation, cellular component: nucleus. Gene Ontology annotation, biological process: defense response to fungus. Lineage: Eukaryota; Viridiplantae; Streptophyta; Magnoliopsida; Fabales; Fabaceae. The record is from RefSeq and is a predicted model, not a curated record.
CUCCCUCUUUCUUUCUUCUCUUAAAACCUUCAACCCAUUCUCAAAGGAAACACUCGCACUUCUUCGCUGUCUCAUUUCUACCAUUGCAACGCAAUUUGAAGUACCAAGGAUAACCUUUCUCCUCCCAAAUCCAGAUAGAGUUCUGAGAGGUGGUAGUGUUGCAGGCAAUGAGCAACCUGCUGUAACUUCUGUUUCACACUGUCGAUUGCACGGGAACAUGGAGGCUCAAAUCCAUCAACUUGAACAAGAAGCAUACUCUGCUGUCUUGCGUGCUUUUAAAGCUCAGUCCGAUGCGCUUACUUGGGAGAAAGAAGGUUUGAUAACUGAGCUCAGAAAAGAGUUAAGGGUUUCAGAUGACGAACACAGGGAGCUUCUUACCAGGGUUAAUUCUGAUGAAAUAAUCCACCGCAUAAGGGAAUGGAGACAAACUGGCAUUUACCAACCUGCAAGGCGCAGCACAUCUCAACCUGUUCAUGACAUUUUACCGAGUCCAACUGUUUCAGCUUCCCGCAAAAAACAGAAGACAUCACAUUCGGGUCAGUCAUUGCCUGGUUUGUCUUCAGUGAAGUCUGUACAGUAUGCUUCCACUGGACCCACUGCAGGUAGGCACUUCGCAAAUCGCAAUUCUUCUAGUGCUCUUGUAUCCAAUGCAACUGCUGAGGCAGCAGCAUUUGAUCCAUUCAUUGGGAAGAAAGUUUGGACUAGAUGGCCUGAAGACAACCACUUUUAUGAAGCUGUCAUAACUGACUACAACCCUGCUGAGGGCCGGCAUGCUUUGGUUUAUGAUAUUAACAAAGCAAAUGAGACUUGGGAAUGGGUUGAUCUCAAAGAGAUAUCACCUGAGGAUAUACGAUGGGAAGGUGAAGAUCCAAGCAUACUCCACAGAGGUGGGCAUAGCGGGCAAGGUCGUGGAGCUAACAAAUUAUUUAAUCACGGUGGUGGUACUUAUGGUGCUGGAAGAGGGAGAGGACAUCCGAGAUUUCACCCGAGAAAAGAACUUAUCACGCCGCAAAAUGGUAUUGGAAAUAGAGUUCCAGAUGAAAUUGAGUUGCUGAACACAGAGACACUAGUUAAGGAGGUGGAAAGGGUUUUCGCUACAAGUCCUCCAGAUUCUGUGGAGCUUGAGAAAGCAAAGCAAAUGCUGAAAGAGCAUGAGCAGGCUCUUGUCGACGCCAUCUCAAAGAUUGCAGAUGCAUCAGAUGGUGAAAGUGAUGGAGAACAACCAUUUAUGCAUCGACAAUUAAUGGACAGAGGAUGAGAGCACAGAAACCAGCUGCAUGGUGAAGACAAUCAUAUGACCCUUGAAGAUGACCCUUUGUUCACAUGAAGUCUCGUAUAUAGAAGUCUUAUUGUGGGUGAAAGCACAGGCAACUAACUCACUUGUAGGAUCCUCUACAGCAUCCAAUGGUCAAGAUGGUCUUCUUACAUUUGCAUAUAUACUGUCUUUUGUAUUUCAUUCCCUUCCAGACUAAUAUUGCUUCUGAAAAUGCGCAUGACAGUUAAGGAUAUAGAGACUCGUUAUAUUAUUUGGCACAUUGUUUUGACUGAAUGCAAAUGUAAAAAUACUAAACUGAAAUGAAAAGUCUUUUGAUGCAA